AUGCACUGUACACGCUCUCCAGGCUGCUACUGCCGCGCGAUUCGCUACGAGGUCAAUGUCGACUCGCCGGACGACUUGCGGACCUCGCUCUGCCAUUGCAAGAACUGCAAGAAAUUCACCGGCGGUCCCUAUGGCGUCACGACCAAGCUCCCCCUCCAAUCCUUCAAGAUCACCGUCGGCGAACCCGCCUCACACAGCGCCGACAACGGUUCCGGCUCGCUCCUCCACCGUCUCUUCUGCAAGACCUGUGGCGGGCCAAUCGCAGAAUGGGGCGACGCGGCCAAGGACACGCAGCGAUAUAUCUUUACGGGAACGUUUGACGAUAUUGAACAGGAGGGGUUGAGGCCCAAGGGGGAGUUCUUUACGAGUCGGAGGGCCGGCUGGCUGGUGCCUGUCGAGGGGUGCUUUCAGAAGAAGGAGAUCAAGGAUUGA
Messenger RNA from Rhodotorula toruloides NP11, 432 nucleotides. RefSeq names its product protein of GFA family. The coding region runs from base 1 to 432 and encodes 143 amino acids. NCBI's taxonomy places the organism in Eukaryota, Fungi, Basidiomycota, Microbotryomycetes, Sporidiobolales, Sporidiobolaceae. The record is from RefSeq and is a predicted model, not a curated record. Gene Ontology annotation, molecular function: carbon-sulfur lyase activity. The transcript is spliced from 2 exons.